CCACCUUGUCUGAGCGGCCAAAACUUGUUGGGCGGAACCGGGGGAUUGGGAGAAGAAAAACCGCCUGCGGCCGACCUCCUGGCCAGGGCGCACACCGCGGAGGCACAAGCAGAAAAUGCAGCGGCGCGAGGCUGGCCUGCGAGCACGCACAGAGGGAGCGCGGCACAUAAAGAAAACACACUGGCGCGCGAGCGUCCGCCAGCCUCGCCGGCGAGAAGCUGCCGGGCUCCCCCCCGAGGAUGGCGGAUGCUGGAGGAGGAGGAGGCAGGAGCGCGUGCGGCCACGGCGCUCCGGACAGGAACAGAGCUGCCACAACGCGAAAUGCGUUUGGCUUUCGGGGAACAUCUCGAACCUCGAAUCGCUCAUGAUUUCUCUGCCACGCCGCGAGGAGGCCACGCCUCCUCGCGGCUGCCGUGCACCGCUUCUCGCGCGCAACCUUGGCGAGGGCACCCCGCAGCUCGGCUUCAUCGGGGGGCAGCCAAGCGGCGGGCGAUGACCCGGGAAGGAGGAGGGAGAAAGAGGAGGAGGAGGAGGCGAAAGAGGAGAAGGAGGAGGAGGUGGGGGGGCCGACGCGCACUCGCAACGCUGCCCUCGCCAGGACCUCUGCAGGCCCCCUCCGAGGCACCGGCAGCGCCGCAGGCGCCUAGGGCCCUCCGCGCCGCAGAGCGUCUGCCGCGGCCCGCCCCCUGGGGAGAUCGCCGUGUGGCGGUUUGCGCCCGGCGCACGCUCGCCUUCCUUUUGGGGUCUCCCCAGGGGCUCGCUCUAUACAUCCCAUCUUUCUCGUACCCUUCU
Prorocentrum cordatum is the source of this 792-nucleotide messenger RNA. NCBI's taxonomy places the organism in Eukaryota, Dinophyceae, Prorocentrales, Prorocentraceae. The record is from the annotation of a GenBank genome assembly.